Messenger RNA from Cuscuta epithymum, 1009 nucleotides. Lineage: Eukaryota; Viridiplantae; Streptophyta; Magnoliopsida; Solanales; Convolvulaceae. The record is from the annotation of a GenBank genome assembly.
AAAGCGGCCAUCAGGCCCAAAUGAAAAAUAAUAAUUUACGGAGCAUUAGCAUCCCAGGAGACUGCAAGUAUGCACGUCAUUACACCACGACCAGCCGUCCAGCCAUCCGGAAGACGCCGUCGCUGACCGCAUACGGCCAACCGGCAACCCCAACCCGUCAUCCCGCCAUACGCCCAGCGUGAUUGCAGAUCAGCAGCCGCCUCCGGCUGCCCGUGUGCUGCUCUGCCGCACCUACACGUCGUAUAAAUCCUCCGAUUUCGGUCACUAUUCAUCUAGGUGAUUCCUCAGGGCUGCUUGGCUGCGUGCAUCAUGAGCGAAUCAUUUACUAUUCAGAUCAGUAAUGAUUUGGUUAAAAAACUUUCUGAUGAUAAUGAGAAGCUCAAGAAAAGAUCAAAGCAGCCAAAACCAAAGAUAUCAAACGAUUCACAGACUUCCUGGUCAAAGGCACAUCAAAAGCCUGUAUCUGAAGAGUCGAAUAAAUGGCCACUUGCACCGCCACCAUUGUACUUACCACUUCCUCCACUUGACCAGCCGUUGAUUGCAGAGUUAGAUGCUAUCAGGUGUGCAGUCCAAGAGAGUGAAAAGCUGGUGGAGAGGUUGCAGAAGAAGGAGGAGAACAUGUUAGAGGAAGUAACACAAAGGGCGAAGGAUCUCCAUGAGAAGGAAUUUAAACUUCCCGACAACAAGCCAAUCCCAUGCUUGGAGGAAAGAGAUGCUUGCACAAAAUGCUACAGGGAAAAUCAGGAGAACCCUCUCAAAUGUGCCAUUGCUGUUCAGAAAUUUGCAGAGUGUGCCCGAAGAGCUAGGUAACUGAUGAUGAUGAGUUCAGCAGAUUAUAAGGGGUCAUCAAAGUUGGGAUUUUCUAUGACCGGAAAUAAAUUGAAUCCUCAUACCUGUGAAACUUGAUUGAUCUUGUCACUUUGCUUGGUCUUUAUGUGAAACAGUAUCCUAGUUAUGAACUCUGUUUUUCUAUGGAAAAGUUUAUAUUGUGACAUACGGAGUACAUAUU